GUGGAAGCAUUGUAGCCUCACAGCUUCAGGGUCUCUGGUGCAAUCCUAAGCUUCGGUUACUGUCUGUAUGAAGUAUCUGUGCAUGUUCUCUCCAUCUCUGUUUGGGUUUCCUCCCAUAACUUCUCAAACAUUCCAAUAGCUGGAUUGGCUAAAAUAUAUUGCCUGUAGUAGACGAGUGUGUGUGUGUGCAUGAUGGCCUGUGAUGGCCUGGCGUCCCAUUCAGGGUGUAUUCUCACCUUGCGCACAGUAUUCCCAGAAUAGCUUUUGUAUCCACCACGACCCUGACCAGGAGAAAGAGGUUACUGAAAAGUGAGUGAGGUUCUCCAACAGAGCUUGUCUUUUGAUGCCAGUCUGUUGUUUAGAAUGGAAACCGUGGAUUUUAGGACCCAGGGACGCAGCUCAUGUGUCCAGAUCAAUGUGCUGAGCAGAGCUGAAUAAAAGUUGUUGCUGAUUUAGGCUGUUAGUGCGCAGCGCAGGACUUGGACCCCAUUUCAGUGGCUAUUACCUAUUCUGGAUUAUGCUCAUUACGCAUUUAACGUGAUUUAUUUAUUCCUGCCAGUAUAUAUAUAUAAAAAAAAUGACCGCGAGAUGUUUUCUGAUUUUGGGUUAUGUGUUCAUAUGAGUGCGUUUUCCGUCGUUGGAUAACUCGCAACUUUGCGCACAGGGGUUCACUUGUCUUGGAUCGCUCCAACCACCUGUAAGCGUCUGAAUGGAAAGUAUGUCACCGCAGCAGCAUGUAAACAUCAGCCAGAGCCGCUCUUCAUCACUCACUGAGGAGACCAUAAUGUGCGCGCAUCUGGAUAACAAGCGGAGGACGAAGGCCCUGUCUUGUCGCAGGCAGUCUGCUCCUUCCUUGGUCAUCAGCAAAGCACUUACUAGAUCCAGAACAAUAUCCAGGGAUAACAGUCUCUCUCCAGUCAGCCCAGAGACAUGCCUAUUGGUACAAUCAUAUCUUAAUCCUUCAAGGAUGUUUAUUGGUCAUGUAUAUGCCCAGCUGAAGACUGGUCUGCAGACCCAGGAGAGGCAUAUGUUCCUUUUCACUGACAUUCUACUCAUCAGCAAAGCCAAAUCUUCAACCAACUUUAAGCUGAAGGCGCAGACACGAGUUUGUGAAAUGUGGACAGCAAACUGCAUGGAAGAAGUGUGUGAGGGGAGUACAUGUCUUGACAAAAGCUUUGUGAUGGGUUGGCCGACUUGCAACUGUGUAGCCACUUUCAGCUCAGUUGAACAAAAGGAGAGAUGGCUUUCCCUUAUAAAAAGUCGAAUAAAAGAGGAGAAGGAGAAAGAUAAUCCAAAAACAAUCCCCCUUAAAGUGCAUGCCAAGGACAUGGGGAACUUUUCAUAUAAAACCAUUGCUGUGAGCAAUUCUGACAGUGCCAAUGAAGUUAUUCGUCUAGCACUGCAGCAGUUUGGGAUUCUCGGUUCUGUGAAGGACUUCCAACUGUGGGUGAGUUCCAGAAAAGACAAUGCUCCUUACCCUCUUAUUGGUCAUGAGUUUCCUUUCAGUAUACAGAUGAGCCAUUUAAGAGAGCCUUUGGAUGAAACUGGUGAAAAAAGUGAUGAAAUUACUCCACCUGAAAGACAAAUGGAGCUACUCUUUGAGCAGUUGCAGUCAGACAGUCAGUGCCAAUUCAUCCUGAGGCCAAGUCGGGUCGCUGUGGGCCACUCUUUUGUUGUUGAUCCAGACCAGAAGCCAUUCAAAAGACGUCGGUCACUCAUCAACUGGGCUUUUUGGCGUGGUUCAUCCAGUCAGCUCGAUGAUCCUCCUUUAUCACCCCAUCUAUACACAAGUGAUAAGCUCUUUGGCCUCCCGCUCAGCAUGGUAUGCAAGGAUAACAGCCUUCCCAAACCCAUCAUGGACAUGCUAGUGUUUCUGUUCCAAGAGGGGCCUUUCACAAGGGGAAUUUUCCGGCGUUCUGCUGGGGCCAAAGCCUGCAGGGAGCUGCGAGACAAACUGGACUCAGGAAUCCAGGUUGUUCCUACGAGCCGACAGUCUAUCUUUAUGAUUGCUGCUGUACUGAAGGACUUCCUGCGCAGCAUCCCAGGCAGCCUGCUGUUGUCAGAUCUAUAUGAGAAGUGGAUGGCCACCAUGGAUUUGUCUGACGAAGCAGAGGACAGUCAAUUAAAGGCCAUUCGGGGUUUGGUGAUGUCUCUACCUUCUGAGAACAUCCUACUCCUAAAACAUGUUUUGGCUGUGCUCUACAACAUUCAGCUCCAUGCCGAAGACAACCAGAUGAAUGCCUUUAACCUGGCCGUAUGCAUUUCUCCAAGCAUGCUCUGGUCCCCGGCUCCCAACACCCCUGAGAUGGAAGGAGAAGGUACAAAAAAGGUCUGUGACUUGGCACGGGUAAUGAUUGAAAAUUGUAUUGCAAUAAUGGGAGAAGAUGUGACUACACUAUUUGAUGGUUUUCCUCAGAGCUGCAGUCAUGGAUCAGAUGUGUCCUCUUAUCAGAUGACCGACUCUUCCUAUGACAGCCUUGAGAAUGAGCUGAAUGACGACUCUGGAUCAGUUUUCCAGACCAUGCAAAGAUCACGAGGCAAGCCAGACAGUCGCAGUUAUGACUCAGUCCUCACACUGAGUGACUGUGACCUGGAUCAAACUGAUACUGACCCAGACAUCACCAUAAACCCACACCUAUUGGUCCCAUCACUAGCCUGCCCAGUAAAAAUAUCUCCAGCAGUGAGUCCAUCCACUCCUCAUCUGCAUUCUCCUUGUAAGGAAUCUUCUUUUCCUAAGGGUGUUCGUCAACUAAGACGUUCUUCUGAGCCUGCCAUUUGGAAUUUGACCUCAUCAAUAACAAGAUACCUAGAACGUAGGGAAAACAGAAAGGGCAGUUACGAAUGUGUGACAAGCCAUGGCAAAAGUGAUCUAGAUGUAGCCCUUGAGGUUGAUUUAAACACCUUGAGGCUGGAGAAGCAGUGUGAUCAUAGUCAGAGGGAUCGGAAUGUCCCUCAACAACUGAAAGAGCACCUGAAACUUUCACCUCUUCAUCUAGAUACCAGCUGCAAAAAUCUCUGCUCCCCUGGGGCUUCACCAGUGCAUUCUUCAGUGAGCUCUCUGGACAGUGCUUCCUCUCAGCAUUCUGCUGACUUUAGCAAACAUUGCCCUCAUAUAAUAAGCAGCUUCAAGGCAUCAGUGAAAUCUUCUGCCAAGUUCCCUGGCAUUGUGUCUGAAAUAUCUCCUGGUCCAACCAUACCUUCUCCCAAAGACUAUCCAGCUAAAGAGAAAUUAGACUGGAGCCAAUUGAGGAGCAGUCAUGGGCUACAUCCAAAUACCUGGCUUAAGAAAGACCACAGACUUUCCCUGUCUAAGGACAAAGGAGGCCUGGAUGACAAGGACAUUGGUGAUCCACUCCUCCAUUAUGAGAAUUUCUCCAAGACAAGCCAUAGCAAGGAGAGAAGUGCUCAGGAGAGCCCUCUCUGCUCUGAAGAACCCUUGUUCAAAACACAGCAUUGCAGGUCAGUUUAUUCUCCUGCCUUGGAAAAAACACAAACAGUGAAAGAACUGAGAGAGAGUCACAACCAGGCAUGUUCACUGAGUAACCAAACCCAGGUAUGGAAAUACUCUCAGAAAAGCACACCAGGAGGUAAUACCAGUAGUUUGCCACAGUCUGUCUUCUAUGGCCAAACUGUUCGCCGCUUGGCCUUGUACAGAAAGAAAUCUUACUCUCUCAUUCCUGUUGUGGAGAAGUCCCCUGUACGUCCUUCCCUUCAGCGCCGAGCAUCUGAACCUGGAGAGACUUGUCUGGGGUUGGAUAGGGAGACAUCAAAGAGUCUGGAGCAUAUCCACAGGCAGGCUGUAUCAAAACAAGACACUUAUUGUAACCCCCAUACUCAUGGACCUAAGGCAUCUGACCUGGAGCAAGAUGAUAAGUAUAGUAAACCCCAGUUUGGCUUGUCACCUACUGCCACAAAGGUUGUGAGGAACUACUUCUUUUGGCAAGGAGGUGAAGAUACUCAGAGUAAUCUAAAGAAGAGUCAGGAAGUGGCACUUGCUAUUGUCCAUGGCAAGCGGGAGUGGAUGAGGAGGUGCAGUGAUACACAGCUGGAAGACUUUGAAAAAAUGCUUUUUUCAGAGGAGUCUUAUGUCUAAGUUCCUGGGUUCUAAUGUAGUACUUUCCAAAUUCAGUCCAAGUAUACAGUCAUGUGAAACAAUAAGCACACCCUAUGGAAAUUGGCUUUUUUGACAUAUUUAGACAAGCAAACAUUUGAUCAUCGUUGAAACAUUGCUUAUUAUUAAAGUUGAAAUACUUGAAAACC
This is a messenger RNA of Ictalurus furcatus (blue catfish), 4260 nucleotides long. Its product is annotated as rho GTPase-activating protein 20-like. The transcript is spliced from 15 exons. The record is from RefSeq and is a predicted model, not a curated record. Gene Ontology annotation, molecular function: GTPase activator activity. The coding region runs from base 710 to 4093 and encodes 1127 amino acids. Lineage: Eukaryota; Metazoa; Chordata; Actinopteri; Siluriformes; Ictaluridae. Gene Ontology annotation, biological process: signal transduction; regulation of Rho protein signal transduction.